This is a messenger RNA of Pimephales promelas (fathead minnow), 1205 nucleotides long. RefSeq names its product gremlin 1a, DAN family BMP antagonist (gene grem1a). The record is from RefSeq and is a predicted model, not a curated record. Gene Ontology annotation, molecular function: BMP binding; receptor ligand activity. Gene Ontology annotation, biological process: animal organ morphogenesis. Lineage: Eukaryota; Metazoa; Chordata; Actinopteri; Cypriniformes; Leuciscidae.
CCUAUUUUUAAUUGUAAGUUUGUUAUGAUAUACAAAGACCUUUGUGAACAGCUGAAGUCCAUGUGAAUAAAUUUGAACCAUUAUUAAUCUGAGAAUGACUAAAGAAGCAUUAGCUGUCACUAUCGUGGUCUUGUGGCUGCUCUGCAAUCCGGCGAGGAUCAGGGGAACCGGGGGAUUUCAAGGCGCCAUUCCUUACCCAAAUAAAUACAGCCCAAACCAGUCGGAACAGUCACCGCAGACACCGCAGGCUAGUUCUGGGGGAAUGGGACCGCCUUCAGUCGGGGACGAGGUGCUGGACUCCAGCCAGGAGGCUUUACACGUAACGGAGCGCCGUUAUCUCAAACUUGACUGGUGUAAAACGCAGCCGCUGAAACUGAUGAUUUACGAGGACGGGUGCCAGCCGCGCACCAUCAUCAAUCGUUUCUGUUACGGACAGUGCAACUCAUUCUACAUACCUCGACAUGUUUAUCAAGAGGACGGUGCGUUUCAGUCGUGCUCCGUGUGCAAGCCAAAGAGUUACACGACGGUCACUUACACGCUCAUCUGUCCCGGGCAGAUCCCCAGCACCAGGAAGAAGCGCGUGCGCCGCGUGAAACAGUGCCGCUGUACUUCUGUCGACUUGGAUUAAACUUGCUGACGUCAUUGUUGUAGGCAAUUUAUGUUUUUCUGAAAGUAAAUAUUCCACGCACUCCUAUUGCAUAAUAAUGAAGGAGCAUUAUCGAGUUGUUUCCUGCAUCGUUACAGAUAAAAAAGAAUGACAUAUUAACAAUAUGCUUAUUAUUUUCCACUGUGUGGAUCAAUGUAGAUACCUUUGUAAUGUAGAUAUAUGUGGGUGUAAAUAAGUAAUUUAGUAAACAAACAAACAAAAAACAUUCCAAUGCGUUUUAUCCUGGUCUUCAUGCAAGUAAUGUCAAGUGAAUGAAGUGCCAGAGUUACAACCUUCUUCUACAAUGAUGCGUUCAUCGCAAAAGGAACAAUAUUACUGUGAUUAAAUGGUAAUGAGAUGUGAUGAAUCAACAACUGACAUCAAUAAAAAAUGUGAUGUUGUACAAAAUAAAACCAAUAAGGAUAGUUUAAAAUUAUAUUAUUUUACAUGUACAUUACCUUUAUGUUUUGUAAUAUUCUGUAAUGAUUUAAUACGACAAUAAAAAGUUACACAACUUUGUUACUCAAUAUACAAAAUAAAGUUACUUAUUUUUCCAAUU